AUGUAUUACACUCCAUCUAGACCUGCUGAAAAUGAUAAGCAACCUACUCGUCAUUAAAGGCCUCCAGGUUAAAACCCUCAAUAUCUUCAAAAAUUACCUGAAGAUCCUCGCAGAGUUGAUGAUUAUCAUGGGCAUCCUCAAGAACGUCCCCCUCCUCAAUAAAGGCCUCCAUAUUAGGAACAAGGUCCAGAUAGAGGCCCUCUACCUCAAAGACACCAAGAUCACCCUUAAGAUAGACCAUAACCUCCAUAUGGGAACCUACCCAGAGGAUUUGAACGACCACCUCCUGGUUUCAAUCCGUAAUUCCCUCCUCCACCUCCUGACAGAUUCAAUAAUGCUCACUAUGACCCUUCCUAUGAUGAUGAUCGCUAUUAUAGACCAAUAUCAGCUCCUUAUGGUAGCCCAUAUGGACCAAGGUAACAACCAUAUGGAGAACCAUCCCCUUAAGGUUUGAGAGGGCCUGCAAGAGCAUAUGACCCAAGAAGGGUUGGACCACCUCAAGAUUUUAGAGGUCCUCCUCCUGAUUAUCGAGGAUUACCUCCACCUGAUUUCCGUGAUGUUCCUCCUGAGUUCAGAGGACUACCUCCACCUGAAUAUAGAAGAAAGAGGAAUGCCAGAACCAAUGGGAUAUCGCGGCCGUAUUACCAAGUCGAGAUGUUGCAUCUAGAGGUCCAGAUUAUAGAGGAUUGCCUCCUCCUCCAGAUUUUCGAGGAGGACCACCACCUGAUUAUAGAGGAUUACCUCCUCCUUCUGAUUUCAGAGGUGGACCACCACCUGAUUUUAGAAAACCUCCUCCUGAUUAUAGAGGAAUGCCCCCACCUCCUGAUUAUAGAGGAAUGCCUCCUCCACCUCCUGAUUAUAGAGGAAUGCCACCUCCUCCUCCACCUGAUUAUAGAGGAAUGCCUCCUCCAAAUUACAGGGGGCCUCCUCCUGAAUAUGGCAGAGGAAUGGAUCCAAGGGGAUUACCACCUUAAGAAUUAAGAGGAUUGCCACCUCCAGGUGACUAUAGAAGAGCGCCUGGAUAUCCUCAGAGAGGAGCUCCUUCCAAUGAGUUUUAUAGAGGGGAACAUCCUCCUUAGUAUCAAAGAGGAGGAGAUUAAGUUUACAGGGGAGGACCUGGUGGAAGAGACUUUGAACCAAGACGACCUUUGUCACCAUAAGCACAAAGAAGAGAUCACGGAUACAACGAGUUUAGUUCACCAUAACAAAGAAUUAAGCAAGCCUUGA
Paramecium tetraurelia is the source of this 1227-nucleotide messenger RNA. RefSeq lists its product as uncharacterized. The transcript has 2 exons. The record is from RefSeq and is a predicted model, not a curated record. NCBI's taxonomy places the organism in Eukaryota, Ciliophora, Oligohymenophorea, Peniculida, Parameciidae.